Notechis scutatus (mainland tiger snake) is the source of this 1616-nucleotide messenger RNA. RefSeq names its product adenosine A1 receptor (gene ADORA1). Gene Ontology annotation, cellular component: plasma membrane; synapse; dendrite. Lineage: Eukaryota; Metazoa; Chordata; Lepidosauria; Squamata; Elapidae. Gene Ontology annotation, molecular function: G protein-coupled adenosine receptor activity. Gene Ontology annotation, biological process: G protein-coupled adenosine receptor signaling pathway. The record is from RefSeq and is a predicted model, not a curated record.
UCACCGCAUUAAACCGCCCCAACUCCAGAAGCGCCGGCCGAGAGCCGGGCGGGCUGCUUGCAUCCCGAGAUGCCAAGAGAUACAGGAGCCCAGUAACCGAGCCUCCCGAGAAGGAGGAGGAUGCUCCCACCCCAUCUCUCCCGCUGCCGCUGCCAGCCUGUCCGGAGUGGGAAGGCUUCGCUUGGAGGGAGAAAGGGAGCGGAGGGACAGGCAAUUUAAGAGUCUGCAGCUAGUGCGCAUCAGGACAUCAUGUCACAGGACAAGAAAUUCGAGACUGCUUAUAUCUGCAUAGAGGUGCUGAUUGCCCUUGUAUCCAUCCCCGGGAAUAUCCUGGUGAUCUGGGCUGUCAAAGUGAACAAGUCUCUCCGGGAUGCCACCUUCUACUUUAUUGUGUCUCUGGCAGUGGCAGACGCAGCUGUGGGAACCUUUGCAAUUCCUCUGGCCAUCAUUAUCUACCAAGCACCAACAAUGAAUUUCUACAAAUGCCUGGGGUUGAUAUGUCCUCUCCUCAUCCUCACCGAAAGCUCCAUUUUGGCAUUAUUGGCGAUUGCCGUGGAUCGCUAUCUCCGAGUCAAGAUCCCUAUCCGUUAUAAGAGUGUGGUGACCCCCAAACGUGCAGGGGUUGCUAUUGGAUGCUGCUGGCUGAUCUCCUUCCUUGUGGGCAUGACUCCGCUAUUUGGAUGGAACGCAUACGCACAGAGAAACAACACCUUCAACGGCACUUGCCAAUUUGACAAAGUCAUCAGAAUGGAAUACAUGGUGUAUUUCAAUUUCUUCGGAUGGGUGUUGCCUCCACUGGUCCUUAUGCUCAUCAUCUACAUAGCAGUCUUCAAGAUCAUUCGCAAACAACUCAGCAAAAAGUUUGGAUCCAGUUCAGCAUACCCAGAAAAAUAUUACGGGAAGGAACUGCAAAUUGCCAAGUCUCUUGCCUUGGUGCUAUUCCUUUUUGCUCUGUGCUGGCUUCCUCUGCACAUUUGCAACUGUAUCAACCUAUUUGUUUACAAACUAGAUUACGAAAAGCAUUUGCACAUCAUCACCAGUAUUGCUAUAUGUAUGACUCAUUGUAACUCAGCCAUGAACCCCAUUGUUUAUGCAUUUAGGAUUAAAAAAUUCAGGACCACAUUCCUGCAAAUCUGGAACCAAUAUUUUUAUUGCAAAGUGGACAGGAAUAUAAAUAAUAUUGGAAAUUCUGACAUUGCUAUUUAGGAGUUAUGGACUGCAGUGUUUGGGGCUGCAGCCUUCAAACUGUACAGGAUGAUCUGUAAAUAUUGCUUUCAUUGUCCAUUGUCUCUGAGCAGGCAAAGCUCAGAGGCAACCAAAAGUAUUAUUUAUUACUUCUACUAGCAAUAUUCAUUGUACCACUUGGUAUUCUGUUCUUAAGUUGAUAUAUAUUUACCUAUUUAAAGGGGAAAUAUACCAACAAAAGCUGUGACAUAUCUUUCAUUCCAAUAAAGAGGAAAUUAAUCUCUGUGGUUUUGUUUUCCCUGUAGUGAUUUGCAAUAUACUGUAGUAAAUGUUGAAGUCUUCAACAGUUAUAUAAGACAAUCCAGAGGAAAAAAACAAAGAGAAAUAUGGGGAAAAAACCUUGUCUUCAAUAAUUGUAAAACAUGGGCACU